UCUACCCACCCACCCAGCCGAGGAGAGGGGAAGGGGAUGGCUAUAAAAGGGAGGGGGCUCCUGGCUCGGAGGCAAGCUCGCAGCGUCUUCGGCCGGCUCCGCGACUUAGCCAAGGCAGGCAGCGGCGGAGCGGAGCGGAAGGCACCAUGGCAGAAGAUCUUCAGUUAGAGACCUGGGAUCUGAAAUGCGAGGAGAACAACCAGGAUCACAAGACCUCCGAAAUGGGCUCCCAUCGGCUCGUUGUACGCCGAGGACAGCCCUUCCGGAUCACCCUGCACUUCGCAGGCAGAGCGUACCAUGAAGGCGUGGACAGGCUCACCUUCAUCGCAGAGACAGGACCUUGCCCCAUCGAGACCUCCGGCACCCGGGCCCCCUUCCCUCUCUCCUGCUCCCUGGAGGGACCGUCCUGGAGUUCGGCCGUGGAGCAGCAGGAGGGCCUCUCUCUCUCCGUCGCCAUCGCCUCCCCUCCGGACGCCCGCAUCGGCCGCUACCGCCUGGUGCUGGACGCCUCCACCCAGUAUCAGGGCUCCAGCUUCCCCCUGGGCGAAUUCGUCCUGCUCUUCAACCCCUGGUGUCCAGAGGACUCCACCUACAUGGAGAGCAAAGAGGACCUGGUUGAGUAUGUGUUGACUCAACAAGGCCUGAUCUACCAAGGAUCGAAGGACUACAUUGUCCCCGUCCCAUGGAACUUCGGACAGUUUGAAGAGGACAUUUUGGACAUCAGCUUGGAGCUGCUGGACAACAACCCCAAGUUCCUCCUUAAUCAAGACAAGGACUGUGCUCGACGCAACAGCCCCGUCUACAUCAGCAGGGUGGUGAGCGCCAUGGUCAACUGCAACGACGACAAAGGCAUCCUCUUUGGACGCUGGGACAACCGCUACGAUGACGGGGUCAGCCCCAUGACCUGGAGUGGCAGCGUGGACAUCCUUCGGAGGUGGCAGAAGUACGGAUGCCAACCGGUUCGGUACGGGCAAUGCUGGGUCUUUGCCGCGGUGGCCUGCACAGUGCUCCGGUGCCUGGGGAUCCCGGCACGCGUGGUGACCAACUACAACUCAGCCCACGACACGAACGGGAACCUGGUCAUCGAGCAGUACCUGGACGAGAACGGGAAGCUGCAGAGGGGGAACCGGGAUAUGAUCUGGAAUUUUCACUGCUGGGUGGAAUGUUGGAUGGCCCGUCCAGACCUUCCAAGCGGCUACGACGGCUGGCAGGCCUUGGAUCCCACUCCACAGGAAAAAAGUGAAGGAGUCUUCUGCUGCGGGCCAACUCCGGUGAAAGCCGUCAGGGAAGGAGACCUUGACCUGAAGUACGACGUGAAGUUUGUCUUUGCCGAGGUCAACGCCGAGGUGGCCUUCCUGAUGCUGCAGAGUGACCUGUCCCGCAAGAAGACCAUGCACCCCACCAUCGUGGGCAAGAAGAUAAGCACCAAGAGCGUGGGAAGGGACACCAAAGAGGACAUCACGCACACCUACAAGCAUCGUGAAGACUCGGAGGAGGAGAGAGCCAGCUUCGACAAGGCGAAACACGAGAAGACCCAGACCCCACAGGAGGAAGGCUUGGCCCUCAAGAUCAAGGCUUCCGAGGGGAUGAACAACGGAUGUGACUUCGAUGUCUUUGUGGUCGUCAACAACAACACGCCCGAGGAAUGCCUCUGCCAGCUGAGGAUUUCGGCCGCCACCACCAGCUACAACGGGGAGCUGGGCCCCGAGUGCGCGUGCAAGGACCUGUUGAAUAUCAACAUGGAGCCCCACGGAGAAAAGACGGUCCCCCUGCGGAUCCCCUACGAGAAGUACGGCAGCUGCCUCACCCCGGACAACAUGAUCAAAGUCACGGCUGUGCUGCAGCAGUACGAGAACCAGAAGAUCCUCCUCGCGGUGCGGGACUUCCACGUCAAGAACCCCGACAUCAAAAUCCGGAUUUUGGGCGAGCCGAUGCAGAAGCGCAAACUGGUGGCUGAGCUGACCCUGUCCAACCCCCUCCCCACCGCCCUGACCGGCUGCGUCUUCACCAUGGAGGGGGCUGGACUGACCGGAGGGCAGAAAACGCAGCAGCUGGAGACCCCCGUCGAGCCUGGGGAGGAAGCCAAAGUAAUGGUGGACUUCGUGCCCCAACAGUUCGGCCUGCGGAAGCUGGUGGUGGAUUUUGAAAGCGACCAGCUGAAGGGGGUGAAGGGCUACCGGAACGUCAUCAUCGCCCCCCUGCGCAAAUAGAGCCAGGAGCCCCCCCCCAACCAAAAAGCCAAACAAGUCCAGGAGCGCCUCCCCCCCCCUCCAGAUGCCCUGUGUGUGUCUCUUUCUACCUGCACCUCCGGCUACACCCGCCUUCCAGAUGCUUCUUUGCUCCUGCCAUCACCAAAGACCGGCCCCAUCCCACAGCUGGUUGGGGGGCACCCCAAAUCCUAGAGUUGGCGUGGCUGCAAUUGGGGAGGGGGUGGCGAUCCUUGACUCGGGAUGCGUGCGUGCAGGAGAACCACCCCUGUAGGAUGUGACUUCUGGGGGUGUCCCAGACUCCCCCCCCCAGAUCCUCAUUUUGUGGGUCCUUUUGAUCCUGUUAGGAUGUUUGCCAUCAAUUCUGGUUGCCUGGGAUGUUGGGACAGGAGGUCAGGCUGAAGGAGAGGGGGUGUCCCAUGUUGGCCACUUUAAAAGACUAGUGGACUUCAACUUUAAGACUGGUGGACUUCAACUCCCAG
Crotalus tigris (Tiger rattlesnake) is the source of this 2689-nucleotide messenger RNA. It is a transcript of the gene TGM2, whose product is annotated as transglutaminase 2. The transcript has 13 exons. NCBI's taxonomy places the organism in Eukaryota, Metazoa, Chordata, Lepidosauria, Squamata, Viperidae. Gene Ontology annotation, molecular function: protein-glutamine gamma-glutamyltransferase activity. Gene Ontology annotation, biological process: peptide cross-linking. The record is from RefSeq and is a predicted model, not a curated record. Bases 147 to 2210 code for a protein of 687 amino acids.